Gongylonema pulchrum is the source of this 305-nucleotide messenger RNA. The record is from the annotation of a GenBank genome assembly. NCBI's taxonomy places the organism in Eukaryota, Metazoa, Nematoda, Chromadorea, Rhabditida, Gongylonematidae.
CGGACGUCAAUUGUCGUAUAUUAGCAUUCGAAGCAAUGGGCAUUCUGGCGAUGCACGAUGCUCGGCUUGGUUUUGAGAAAGCAGUUUUCAUCAAAGAGACACUCAAAAUUGACGAGAGCUUAAGGCCAACAAUGCUUGGAAUACUGGGCAAUAUGAUGCUGACGCAUGGUUAUCAGAACGUAUCACGUUGGUUUGCUGGAGGAUCGGAUCCGACUGAGCCGGGUGACGAUUUUUGCCGAGUUGUUACUGGAUACAUGGAUAGUCCGGUGAGUGAAGCAUACACCGCUUGCUUGCACUAUCUUUGA